Pediculus humanus corporis (human body louse) is the source of this 1962-nucleotide messenger RNA. RefSeq lists its product as uncharacterized. Gene Ontology annotation, biological process: intracellular signal transduction; phosphatidylinositol phosphate biosynthetic process. Gene Ontology annotation, cellular component: phosphatidylinositol 3-kinase complex. Gene Ontology annotation, molecular function: 1-phosphatidylinositol-3-kinase regulator activity. The record is from RefSeq and is a predicted model, not a curated record. Lineage: Eukaryota; Metazoa; Arthropoda; Insecta; Psocodea; Pediculidae. Bases 1 to 1962 code for a protein of 653 amino acids. The transcript is spliced from 4 exons.
AUGAAUAAAAUUUGUAAAACGAAAAAUGGUAGCAAACUAGAUGGUUGGAUUGAAUCAGAUGGUCUUAAAUACAUUCGAUUAGAUCCACCAGUCGAAUUUCAAGACAAUCCAAUUGAAAAAUUUAUUGAAAAAUUUGCUGUCGAUUUUAUUUCAAAGCUCAUAUCGGAAGCUUUUAUGAUAUCCUGUAAAAUAACGUGGUCAAUACCUUGCUCGCAAGUUUGCCACAUGUCGGAUUCACUUUCAGUUCAUAGCGGAAUUCUAUGGAAUAGUUUUAGAUUAUGCUGGACUCCAGAAGUGUUAUUCAAUGGUCAAAAUGAAAAUGCUUUACCUACAUGUUUAUCUACCUCCCUCAACUCUCUUUCAACUACCAGCAGUGAUAAUAUUGAUGUGUCUAAUAAAAUGAAAUUGUCAGUUUCACAUGGUAAACUCAGAGGGAAACAAAUUUUAGAUGUUUAUAAUGUGCCAUUCGAUAGUGAUAUAUAUGCAGUGCCUGUUGAUGUAGUUCAGAAUAAAAAAUUAAACUCUUGUGAUAAAGAAAACGAGUCAAUUCACGAAUGUGGUUAUUCGAUAGAUUCAGGUUCAGAUGAAUACAUUGUGUCUGUGGCUUCGUCUGAUGAUACAAGUUCUAGUCGCAACAAAAUGAAAUCAAAAGCUGAAAUAACGACAAAUAAUGUGAUAAGACAACCGCGUUGUAUUACGGCUUCAUCUUGCUCAACAACAGAACCCAUACAUGUGACUGUUGAUGAAGUGCAUCAGUACCUGAAAACAUUAUACGCCAAUUCUAAUGACGUCAUAGAAAAUAAAAAUUUUCAACAAUUUUCCAGACAUUUUAAAACUCCGUUCAAAUCGUUACACAAUAGCACAUUAAAUAACGAAGAAAAUAUAAUUAACAGUUUGAAAACGAGGAAUAAUAAUAAGUAUGUGAUAGAAGAAGAAGAAAAUAAAAAAAUGAAAGAAAAUUUAGAAACGUCGACAAAGAUUUUAAGCAAAUUGGAAUCGAAAGAAAAAUUGAAAAAAUGGUCGAGUUGUCGUCCUAAUUUUUCAUACAACAUCAAAGAAACAUUGUGCAACAUAUUUCGUUUUAAAAAAAUCCCAUCUCCCGAUCAAUGUUUGGGAAGGAAAGAAAUCAAUUACAGGAGCGAUGAAGUGGGUAUCAGAUUGAGCGGUUACGAAGAUCGAAAUCCGCCAAGUCCCAUAACGAAACCUCCAUUUUCCAAAAGAGCUUUGCCGCCACUUCCGGGAGUCGAAGACGAUGAUGGGGAAAAAAUGGCGCUUACAACUGAUUCAACUCCUUUAUCCCCUCAAGAAAACAAAACGAGUAAUAAUACUUCUUUACCUUUCAAAUCUAAAGAAUCUUUUGCUUCCGUUGAUUUUGCGUCCAGCAUUGAAAAAGUAAAAGACUGUGGAUGGUAUUGGGGUCCCAUAUCCGGUAAAGUGGCUGAAAAAAUUUUAUCCAACGAACCUGAUGGAUCUUUUAUCGUUAGAGACAGUAGUGACGAUUAUUAUAUAUUUUCACUUACAUUUAAACUUAAUUCUAUCAUAAGACACGUCCGAAUAGAACAUGAUCACGGUAAUUUUAGUUUUGGAAGUUCUACAAGGUUUAAAAGUCACACGAUCGUCGAUUUUAUAGAGAGUGCAGUCGAACACUCCAGAAGUGGUCGAUAUUUGUUUUUCCUUCAUCGUCGACCCGUAUUAGGACCAAUGAGAGUACAAUUACUUCAUCCCGUAUCACGUUUUAAACAAGUUCAAAGUCUUCAACACAUGUGCAGAUUUGUCAUAUUAAAAUCAGUUAGAAAAGAUCAUAUAAAAUAUUUACCACUUCCGAAUAAAGUUUUGGAUUAUCUAUCGACUCAACAUUAUUAUUCGGAAAAUUUUUUAACGGACGAUCUUAGCAGCGAUACAUUCAAGGAUAAUAAUAAUCAAUUUUGGCCUUUCGAAAAUCCAACGGAGGGUUUUUCCUGA